CACAUCCAAAACACACACCAAUCAAACAUCUUCCUAAACAAAAUCACACGAAGAAUCACUUGCGUACGAAAGAUGAAGCCUGUUACAUUUCUCGUGGCUCUUACUACUGUCGCAGUCGUUCUCUCCACCGUCAGUGCUAAUCCCUACGGUGGGUGGCAACCGAUAGAGAACAUACACAACUAUCACAUCCAGGAGAUUGCCAAGUUUGCGGUAGGAAUGCACAACUAUGAAAACAAUUUCAAGCAUCCGUUGAGACUCACAAGCAUUCGGAGGGGCCUAUUCCAGGUUGUGGACGGCGUGAACUACAGGCUCGACGUGACGGUGGAUGGAGGCAACGGAGGGAGUAUGUACCGAACGGAAGUUCACGAGAGGCUUGGCGCAUUGGAGCUCAUGUUUUUCACACCUAUAUAUAAGGAAUUAAAUUAAAAUCCUUCAUAAACAAUAAUUUAGCCGUCUUUGUUUGAGUUAGUAUGUUUUGCAUACGUUAGAUUGAUUAAUAAUUAGGAAUAACAUAAGCUUUUGUUGGUUAUCUAGUGAUGUUGUUAGCUGAUUAUGUCCCUUUUUAUCAUAAAUAUGAGUGUGCUUCUUAAUUGUUAGUGUCUCCAUUUUAAUUUCUACAAAUAUUUCCACUAGAUUUGUAAUUACAAGGUGCUACUAGAGGGGGUGGGGGCGAGGGGAAAUGAGCUAGAAAUUUUAGUGAGGCGGAGCCGAUUUGAAUUAUAAUAAACGAGGAAGAGAAGGUAAAAUCUUACUAAUUACUUUAGUUGUUAAAUUUAUUACAAAUUUCCAUUUAAUGUUAUACCUAAAUUUCAAAAUUAAGAGAUACCGUCCAAAACUUUGUGUUUGGCCUAGAAAAUUGAUAAUUGAGUUUGAAAUUCUCAUAAACUUCGAGGUUUUUUCUUCUUUCUUCUUCUUUUCCAAAGAGUUCCAAAAGAUAAUUUGAAUGUCACAGUCAACUAAUGAAAUAAUGUCAAGAAUUUUAAUUCAUAUCCGAAGAAAGGAUCCAAUCCUAAUCAUUAUUAUUAUCAUUAUCGUGUAAUUGUCUGUUGUUACUCGUAUGAGUUGACCCGUAAUAACUUUCACAUAAUAAAGAGUUGUUCACUCUGACGCGUGCGAUCGUUUGCUUGCCUCAGUUUAUCAUCACGACGAUCGUUCGAACUCGUCGAGUACUAAUAUACCACUGAGUCCGUUUACGACGACGGCCGAGUAUCUGGCCUUGCCGUGGCGAGCCGAGGUGGCUGUUAUAUCCACUCUGAAGUACUCCUCCUCUGAAUGCAAAUCAGCCCAAAAAGCCCUUGUCCAAGCUCACCAGCUUCAACUGCUCGGCUUUCGAGCUCGUCUUCUUGUUCUCCUCCGCCACAGCAAACACCGCCAUGUCUUUGUAAUCGCUGUUUUGUAGCUCGUGGUCAUUCAUAUCUGCGGGUUUCCAACCUCCAUACGGCUGAAAUUUCAAAGAAGAUACUUCCAUGGACAAGAAGGAGGAAAUGGCGACGACUAAGACUCUAAGAGUAUUAGAGUCGUCGCUAAUUGUGAUGACCUCCUCGUCACUAAAGCCAUGGUUUUCGUUUGGUUGAAUUUGUAUGGUCCUUUCAGCUAAUCGUUUUUGUUAGGCUUUGAUCUAUUCCUGAAAUGGUUGUGUGAAUUAAAAUUACAAGCGUGGCAGAAUGUAUUUAUAUUGACGCAAAAGUCAUACGCUUACUAAUCAGCACAUGUCCACAACGAGGAAUUAAGAGAACGUAAUCAAUAAAUAAAAAGCUUUAAAACUACAAAUGUUUGCGUUUAUUUUCUGCUCUUCAGACUCAGAGGAAGGAAGAUACUCUCAUUCCCCUAACUCGCCUAGAUACAUUUCACAUUCGCAUUAUGAACAUUUUUUUUUUUUUACCUAGACGGUAAAAAUAAAAAUAAUCAAUAACUUUAUGGCAUGUAAAGUUAUAAUCAUGAAGAUUACAAAUAACCGGUAAAAGAGGAGAGUCAAUAGGCUAAGUUACGCAUUAAAAUGCAAAAAAGAUA
This is a messenger RNA of Linum trigynum, 2010 nucleotides long. Lineage: Eukaryota; Viridiplantae; Streptophyta; Magnoliopsida; Malpighiales; Linaceae. The record is from the annotation of a GenBank genome assembly.